This is a messenger RNA of Kuraishia capsulata CBS 1993, 555 nucleotides long. RefSeq lists its product as uncharacterized. The record is from RefSeq and is a predicted model, not a curated record. The coding region runs from base 1 to 555 and encodes 184 amino acids. NCBI's taxonomy places the organism in Eukaryota, Fungi, Ascomycota, Pichiomycetes, Pichiales, Pichiaceae. Gene Ontology annotation, cellular component: mitochondrial envelope. Gene Ontology annotation, biological process: mitochondrial electron transport, cytochrome c to oxygen. The transcript has a single exon.
AUGAACUGGUUGUCGCGGGAUUUCAUCCAUAUUGGCGAGUUUUGUCUCGAUGUUCAAACCGUGGCCUGUAGUACUAACCCUUUACUUUCACAGAUGCUCCGUCAAUCUUUCCGUUUCGCUCGUCCAGCUAGAUUAUUCUCGACAUCCACCCUGUUGAGACAGCAGACCCCUAAGGUCUGGAAGACUGCCACCUCCAUAUCCGAGGUCGUUGACAAGCACGACUUGGUUGGACCAGGUGCCCAGCCAGGAACUGUUCCUACUGAUUUGGAGCAGGCCACUGGUUUGGAGAGAUUCGAACUUUUGGGUAAGCUUGAAGGUGUUGAAGUCUUUGACAACAUCCCAUUGGACUCGUCCAGAACUGGAACCAUGGCCGACCCAAUCGUGGUUGACUCCUACGACGACUACAGAUACGUCGGAUGCACCGGUGCUCCAGCUGACACCCACGAGAUCCAAUGGUUGAAGCCUACUACUGAGAAGGUUGCCAGAUGCUGGGAGUGUGGUUCAGUGUACAAGCUGAACUACCUGGGAACUCCAGGUGGCCACCACCAUCACUAA